Molecule: messenger RNA, 1140 nt
Organism: Phycomyces blakesleeanus NRRL 1555(-)
Lineage: Eukaryota; Fungi; Mucoromycota; Mucoromycetes; Mucorales; Phycomycetaceae
Exons: 3
Coding region: 1-1140 (379 amino acids)
Biological process (GO): positive regulation of translational termination; protein hydroxylation; negative regulation of gene expression
Cellular component (GO): cytoplasm; nucleus
Molecular function (GO): sequence-specific DNA binding; histone H4R3 demethylase activity
Source: RefSeq, a predicted model, not a curated record
AUGAAUUGUGUACAAUAUUAUGAGCAGCCUCCUAGUUAUGAAAAGUUCCUUCAUCAUCAUCUGAUUCCAAAUCUACCAGCCCUUAUUGGACCAUCACUAACAGCUGAAUGGGAGGCAACAAAGUCAUGGGUUACUGUUGAACAAGAUAAAAGUGAUUCCAAUCGUUCUAGACGCAUUCCAAACUAUGAACAUCUCCGAACUAUCUAUGGAUCCUGCAAGGUACAAGUAGCCGACUGCAAUGACCGGUACUUUACAGAUCAGAAGCGAAGUGAGAUGACCUUUGAUGACUUUGUUGAUCUGUGGCAGAAAGAUACUGGUAAAUCUCGAUUCUAUCUAAAGGAUUGGCAUUUUGUACAAGCACGCCCCGAGAUAAAAGCAUAUGAGGUACCAAAGAUCUUUGAAGAUGACUGGCUAAAUGGAUAUUGGGUUGGCAGGAAAAUGGCCGAUGGUUCUGAGGAUGACUACAGAUUUUCUUAUAUGGGAGGUGAUGGCACAUUUACCCCCUUUCAUGCCGACGUCUACAGGUCUUAUUCUUGGUCAAGUAACAUUUGUGGUGUCAAAAAGUGGACACUCUUUAGACCUGGACAAGAACAUCUUUACAAGAACAAGCGUGGAGAUCUUGUGUAUGAUAUCCGCAAUGUUGAUCCACUAGAGUUUCCUGAUUUCGAAAGGGCAGAGCGGAUAGUCCUUUAUCAAAAAGCCGGAGAGACGCUGUUUGUACCAAGUGGAUGGUUUCAUCAGGUAGAAAAUCUGGGACCUACUAUUUCAAUCAAUCACAAUUGGACAAACUCUACAAAUGUCGAAAAGACUUUUGAGUCUCUUGCGAAUGACCUUGUGGAUGUGCGACAUGCUAUUGACAAUCUGGAGGAUGAGAUGAGUCCUCUAGAGUUUGUUGAGCAAUGUCAGGAUCUGCUGCAUGUCCACAGUGGCUGGCAUUGGAAGUUGUUUAUUGAGAUUGCCCAGAGCGCUGUGGACAGAGCUGGUGAAGAGAGCCGACCUGGACGUGAAUUCGAAUAUGAAUGUCUGAGGCGGGUUAUUAAAAAGAUGGAAGACAAUGAACCAUUGUUGAUAAAGUACUUUGAGUACAAAUCGCUAGACUGUUUAGAUCAAUUGAAACAUACGAUCAAAUAUGGUUUAUAA